CUGAGGUCUGAUAUACAGAGAUUAGAUCUGAAAUAACGCUAACAUUAACUAUGUGGCUGCUGGUCAUUUAAUAACAAAAAUAUUGUGAGCCAUCACUGCACAAAAAUAAGAACAAAAACGAUUUUGAGUCGUUUAAGACUUUAUGGAACUGAUUUGUAUUCAGCACUCAUAUCUUGGGCAACGCCAUCUUUCCUCCAAUGACGUUAACCCACUUGGUUUUCUAGAUGUGACCAAUCUCACGUGGUAAAAGAGUCUUUGCAAUUACCCAUGAUUCCCCUGAAACGUAUGACCUGUCCCUGGCCUUGGCGUGCAGCGCGGUGCAGCUAGUUGUCACUUUGAGCUGGCUGUUGGACUUAGUUAGCACUACAUAGCUAGUGGUCCUGUCCGAAAAGUCGGCUAGCAAACUGGGAACGGUUACAGCGGAGCUGAGCCACAAUGCUGAAAUGUAGAACUGUAUGGAAAAAGCUUGCACCCCUUGUCAGAGCUUCAUCCACUGUGUGCCGGCAGAAUGUGAGAAGAACAGGGUUAAGUAAUGUCGCAAUACCAGUGCGCGUACCUGGCGCUCACAUGUCCACCGGGCCAAAAGGGGUAGGUGGAGAAAACCUGGUGUACAUCGCUGUGGUGGGAGCAGCCAUUGCUGGUACUGGAAUAUAUGCAUACCGACAUCUCAAGGCAGACAAACAAAGAUAUCAGGAGCGUAUUGAUGAAAUUGCAUCAAGAACACAUAAAGCUGCCACAAAAGAACCAGUCACAGUCAUCCAAUCAGAGCCUCCUGCCGUCCCUGCGCCAGAACCUCAAGCAGCACCUGAACCAGAGAAGCCAAGCCCCCCGGCCCCUGUUGCAAAGGUUGCAGCCCCCAGUGAAACCACUGAAACGCCCACAGCAGAUGAGCCAGUGGUAGAUGCACCUCCAGAGGAAGCAGCAGAGGCACCUGCUGCACCUGUAUUUGAGGAGGAGGAGCCAUCGCCCCCCUCUGAGCCGUCCCCACCUGAGCUCAUAGAGCAGCCCCCUGCACCCGUUGUGGAGAGUGAGCCCGCAGCAGCAGCAGAAAGGCCCACAGCAGAGCCGCCUGAGCCUCGGCCUGAAGUUGUGACAGCGAGUGGAGAGGACUCCGCACCUGCCUCUAGCAAGGUCCCCUCACACACGCCGUACCUCCUUAUUGGUGGAGGUACGGCGUCUUUUGCUGCUGCCCGGUCCAUUCGAGCCAGAGACCCAGGUGCCAGGGUGUUGAUAGUGACUGAAGAGCCAGACCUUCCAUACAUGAGACCACCACUUUCUAAAGAACUGUGGUUCUCUGAUGACCCCAGUGUUACGGAAACACUGCGUUUUAAACAGUGGAAUGGAAAGGAAAGAAGUAUCUACUUUCAGCCAGCAUCAUUCUAUAUUACACCUGAAGAACUGAAUAGUGCAGAAAAUGGAGGAGUGGCUGUUCUCACUAGUAAAAAGGUGGUUCACAUGGAUGUGAGAGGAAACAAAGUAAAACUGGAUGAUGAUACUGAGAUUUCAUAUGACAAGUGUUUGAUUGCUACAGGUGGAGUGCCAAGAAAUCUACAGGUCAUUGAAAGAGCAGGAGAGGAAGUGAUGAAGAGAACGACUUUGUUCCGCAAGAUUGACGACUUCAAGACAUUGGAUAAGGUCUCCAGAAAUAUCCAGUCCGUUACAAUCAUCGGAGGCGGCUUCUUGGGCAGCGAGCUGGCCUGUGCCCUCGGCAGGAGAUCACAUGAGUCUGGCCUGGAGGUUGUUCAGAUGUUCCCUGAGAAGGGCAACAUGGGAAAAGUGUUGCCUGAGUAUCUGAGCAACUGGACAACUGAAAAAGUCAAGAAAGAGGGUGUAAAAAUCAUCUCGGAAGCUUUGGUGAAAUCUGUGGCCCACAAAGAUGAUAAGUUAGAAAUCCAGCUGAAGGAUGGUCGAUUGGUGAAAACCGAUCACAUUGUCGCUGCUGUUGGCUUGGAGCCCAAUGUUGACCUUGCUAAGUCAGCAGGUCUGGAGGUGGACUCUGACUUUGGUGGCUAUCGGGUCAAUGCAGAGCUGCAAGCUAGAUCCAAUAUUUGGGUGGCAGGAGAUGCUGCGUGUUUCUAUGACAUCAGGCUGGGACGUAGACGAGUGGAGCAUCACGAUCAUGCCGUUGUGAGUGGAAGGUUAGCAGGGGAGAACAUGACGGGAGCCAACAAACCCUACUGGCAUCAGUCUAUGUUCUGGAGCGACCUGGGACCAGAUGUAGGCUACGAGGCGAUUGGGAUUGUUGACAGCAGCCUACCAACAGUGGGAGUGUUUGCCAAAGCUACUGCCAAGGAUACACCUAAAGCUGCUACAGAGAAAUCAGGAACCGGGAUCCGUUCAGAAAGUGAAACGGAGGACACAGCCAUCAGCCCAGUAGCCUCUUCAUCGCCUGCUCCCACUGUGGAGCACAAAGACGACUAUGGGAAAGGAGUCAUCUUCUACCUGAGGGACAAAGUGGUGGUGGGCAUCAUCCUGUGGAACGUGUUCAACAGGAUGCCCAUUGCAAGGAAGAUUAUAAAGGACGGAGAGGAACACGCAGAUCUGAAUGAAGUGGCCAAGCUGUUCAAUAUCCAUGAGGAUUAAGAUGGAGGAAGCUGCUGCUCGGUUAUUGGAGGGGAGUUGGGCUUCAUGUUAAGACUGAACUUUGACAUCGCCACACUCUUGAAGACACCCCUGAUCAUACAUGCAAAAUGGGAGAAUUAAUGUAAACUGUGUCGUGUCACUGCAAAUAUUUUCAUAGUUGGACUUUCCAUCUUUAUUCGGGAAAAUUCAGUGUCUCAUCUUCCACCAAACUUGAUGCUCAUGUUUUCUUUAUUUUUCAUUUUUUUUAAAAAACAUGUUCUUAAUGUGAUUGUCUGCCUGCCCCCCCACCCCCAACAGGCUGAAAAUGUUGAGCAUGGGUUAUUGCCUUCCUCUGUGUGAUCAGAGCAGCUUGUCGUGAGCGAAGCUGCAAUAAAAGCUAUUUUUAAAUCGGA
This is a messenger RNA of Scatophagus argus, 2975 nucleotides long. It is a transcript of the gene aifm1, whose product is annotated as apoptosis inducing factor mitochondrion associated 1. The transcript has 20 exons. Lineage: Eukaryota; Metazoa; Chordata; Actinopteri; Scatophagidae. Gene Ontology annotation, biological process: apoptotic process; mitochondrial respiratory chain complex assembly. The record is from RefSeq and is a predicted model, not a curated record. Bases 436 to 2583 code for a protein of 715 amino acids. Gene Ontology annotation, cellular component: mitochondrion; cytoplasm. Gene Ontology annotation, molecular function: protein dimerization activity; FAD binding; NAD(P)H oxidase H2O2-forming activity.